This is a messenger RNA of Anguilla anguilla (European eel), 2301 nucleotides long. RefSeq names its product phosphatase, orphan 2 (gene phospho2). The transcript is spliced from 2 exons. Lineage: Eukaryota; Metazoa; Chordata; Actinopteri; Anguilliformes; Anguillidae. Gene Ontology annotation, molecular function: phosphatase activity. The record is from RefSeq and is a predicted model, not a curated record. Bases 136 to 861 code for a protein of 241 amino acids.
AAAAAAGCAUUAGAAAUCUGCCGAAGUGGUGAAGAGGACUUGCUGGUGAAAGACGGAACAAUCGCCAGCGCUGAGCAUGCCUAGAAGCAGCGUACUUACUCCUUCCGGCUUUCAGAGCGGCGUUUCCAGGACAAGAUGAAGUCCCUUGUAGUGUUCGAUUUCGACCACACGUUAGUGGACGAUAAUAGCGAUACGUGGGUGAUAAAAUGCGCCCCUAACCAAAGUCUACCAGCCUGGCUCAAGAACUCGUACCAAAAAGGACGCUGGACUGAAUAUAUGGGGCGAGUGAUGUCUUAUUUAGGAGAACAGGAAGUUAGCCGCGACACUGUUCGAAGUGUCAUGGAAACCGUGCCUUUUACAGACGGAAUGGUCGAGCUUUUAACAUACAUCUCUCAAAACAAAAAUAACAUUGACUGCAUCAUCAUCUCCGAUUCCAACUCCCUCUUCAUUGACUGGAUUCUUGGAGCAGCUGGUGUCAAAACGGCGGUUGACAAUGUCUUCACGAAUCCAGCCACCUUUGACGACCGAGGCUAUAUGUCAGUGCAGUGCUAUCAUUCUCAUGAAUGCGGUCAGUGUCCUGUCAAUAUGUGCAAGAGGAGUGUGCUGGAUGACUUCAUAAAAAACAAGAGGCAGGGCGGUGUGCAGUAUGAGAGGAUCUGCUAUAUCGGCGACGGAAGGAACGAUCUUUGCCCCGUUAAGAUUCUCAGAGAAGGGGACUUGGUAAUGGCGAGAAAGGGAUAUACGUUGGAGACGCUUCUCUCAUCAGCACGGGUCUCGGAGAAUUGUUUACUGAAGCCACGAGUUGUUGUGUGGUCAAGCGGAUUUGAAAUCCUAAAUGAAAUUAGUAAAUUGAUUAAUUAAUGUAUACCUGUCAUUACAAAAAUAUCUACGCAAGCUAGUAUUAAUACUUAGCAUAAAAAGCUUCCUGAUGUUUUUGUUUUAUCAUUUAUGGGCCAUUCUACAGACACCAUGCAAAUUGUUGUCCAUCUCUAGACCAAAGGUCACCAGCAUAACCAUCUUUACUGAUAUAUGCUGAUUUUUUUCCCAGCAUGGUUAUGAUAAUUUACUAGAAUGGCGCCCAUCACAGCAAAAGCAUUACCUUAAUAAAAUCAUGUUGCUCCAUACAGCGCUACAUACUUUCAGUGACUACUUAAUUAGGUACAUCUAUUCAUUAAAGCAAAUAGCCUGCUCCUCCAAACUGAAUCAUGUCGCUGCAACUUAAUAUAUAAAAACUAUAUGUGAAAUCAAUGCAACUUUGACCAUGGUAUGAUUGUUGGUACCAGAUGUGGUGCUCCCAGCAUCUCAGAAACAGAUGCCCUCCUGGAAUUUCCACUCUACAGUUUACAGAGCAUGGUCCAAUAAACAAAAAACAUUCAGUGAGUGGCAUUUCUGUGGGCAAAAAUGCCUUAUUAAUGAGAGCGGUCAGAGGGGAAUGGACAGACUCAUUCAAGCCAACAGAAAGGCCACAAAUGCAGAAAUAACAGUUGUUUACAACAAUACCAUUUGAUUAUAAUGCCAUUUUAUGAGGGCCCAGGUGUCAACACUUAGUUUUGGUCUGACUUAUUUUGUCUGUUUUCUGUACUUUAAACAAUUUAAUGAAUCAUUUGCUGCAUUGCUACAUGAGUGUGACAAUUAGUAACAGCACAUUAGAAUUUAUGGGUGGCAAACUGGUUAAAACAAAAAACCUGCUUACACAGAGAUCCUCCAGGACUCGGUUUGAGAGUCCGCUGCUGUGCAACGUCAAAGUAAGAGUCUGAAUUGCAGGCAUCAACUUGACAGACUGAAAUGGAAAUACCGUAGAUCUGACCUGUGGUCAAACUUAGUAAGAGCGGAAGUAAAUUUAAGGGUUUGUGUCGGUGUUGUUCCUACUGAAGGGGAGGCUCAGUAUAAACACUGGCCCUGCAGACACAUUAGCCCCGAAAUGUGCUGAGGAGCUGUAAGCAGAGCUAGCUGUGUUUUGCUCUGAUCUCCUGUCAAUUUGGAGAGUUUAGCAAUAGAGGGGUUACCAUAUUAAUUUUGUCCUUUUUACCUUUUUCAUUAUUCACAAAAAAAGCUUUUGUAAUGCCUCCUGGUAUAUUACACUUUCUUAAAUUAAGGUAAAGAUCCGUACUAGCUUGGUCAUUCAUCUCAUGUAGAUGUUUAACAUUUACAUCCCUAAUUGUGAUAUUCUUUAUACACAGACUUAAGACCUAUUCAUGAAAUUGAAAGCAAUAUGUUUCAUUACAGAAGUCUAAGUUGAGAGCAUGCUUAAGGCUUUGUGAACAGUUGGAAAAUUUAAAUAAAGAGAUCCCAAUAUUUUAA